Gymnogyps californianus (California condor) is the source of this 4304-nucleotide messenger RNA. It is a transcript of the gene MYLK3, whose product is annotated as myosin light chain kinase 3. NCBI's taxonomy places the organism in Eukaryota, Metazoa, Chordata, Aves, Accipitriformes, Cathartidae. Gene Ontology annotation, biological process: protein phosphorylation; intracellular signal transduction; positive regulation of apoptotic process. The coding region runs from base 1 to 2625 and encodes 874 amino acids. The record is from RefSeq and is a predicted model, not a curated record. Gene Ontology annotation, molecular function: ATP binding; protein serine/threonine kinase activity. The transcript is spliced from 13 exons. Gene Ontology annotation, cellular component: cytoplasm; nucleus.
AUGUCUGCGGGUAGCUUGGACCUUGCAGAGGGAAAUGCCCUGACAAAGUUACAGCCUACAAAAGUGAACAAUUUAAGUAUGAUGGACAAAAAACUGAAUCUCUUGAAUGAAAAGAUGGACAAACUGUUGCAUUUCCAAGAAGAUCUGACAGGCAAACUGCAGCGAGUUAACAAAGGCAUUGAUGAUGUAGAAAAAGGCAUUAACAAGCUAACAGUAUCCCGAGCAGCUCCUGAUGAGACAGAUGCAAUGAAAAAAGGCCUGAAGGUAUCGGACAGUACUCACCAGACUGAUAUCCAGAGCAUGUGCUCAGAAGUGUUGAAAUUGAUGAAAGCUGCCCAGCUAGAUGCCUCGAAGCAUAAGGAGAGGCUGACAAAGAUAGAGAAAAGGGUUGAUACACUGGAUAAAGUUAUUACAUUUGUGGGAGAAGUAUUAAAAAAUUCUAAAGUAGUGGAUUUUAUUCUCAAAGGCAUUGUGCCCUGGAAGAAGGGGAGUCUGCUGGAAAUCCUUGUUGAGGCCAAAGAUAAGCCCGAGGAGAGUGGUGCAAAACCUAAGCAUGUGCUUAGUAACACAGGAACCCAAACUGAAAGCAAGAAGCCUCUGGAAGAGACAAAAAGUGGGAAAAAGCUGGAUGAAAGCAAGGGAGCAUGUGUGAAGGUGAACACUUCUGGUGCUGUAGCUCACAAAGCUGACUCCAAAUCCCAAGUCAAAGAGAGGACAGCGCAGCAGCAAGUAGUAGAAGGUGCUGGCAAAACACACAGCUCUAAGAGUUGUCAACAGCAAAAGGACGUUGGUGUCAAAGCUUUGAAUCAACACAACGGUCUUCCCUUUGUAAAUCAAGAUCAUGUAGGCAACCAAAAUGUUCCUGCUAAAGUACAUGAUAUGGACAGAGCCCCACGCCUAGAUGAGUGCCACAGGCAGCUUGUUCAUCAGAAACUCAGAGAGAAUGAAAACAAACCUCCAUUGUCAAGUGCGGCAUCCCAGGAAGCUGUGCCCUCCACAUCCCGGGCUAUAUCUGACACAGGGUGUGAAGUGACACAUACCAGGAUAUCCAUCAAUGUACAUAUGACUGAAAUGAAAGAAAAGAUUGAGAUGACCAAGGAAGGAAACUUAAAUGAUCACAGAGGUAAAAGUCCCAAAGUAAAAUCCCCCUUCUCCACACCAGCAGAAGUGGAAGGAGUCAAACAGCUGGCUGACAAAUUAAAACUUCAACAGAGUCCUAAAAACAUCAGCACUGAGACAAAUCAAGAAGUGAAAGGGGACAAUAAGCAAAAUGAACUUGCACCUCAAACAGGGAAGCAACAGCCAUUACUGAGCAAGCCCAAACCAGGUAAAAAGGCUGAAGAGAAAUCAGAAUUAAAAUGCAAGCCCAUAACCUCACAGAAUACGUCUGCAAAGGAGCCUACAAAAGGUGUGGGGGUAGAAGUGAAAAUCCAUCAAGUAACAGCAAAAGCAGAAGAAUCCCUGACAGAUACCAACUCUGAGAGGAGAGAAUCUGAGUCUGCAUCUUCAGGGGGAAGUGAAAAUGAUGCUUGUCAGCGUACAGGAAUGGCAGCAGAGAAGACGAAGUCAUUGGAAGCUAGCAAAGAGCUUCCCACACAGGAUGAAAUGAUCGUUGAUGACAGCCCUUCUCCUCCGGCUCCUUUCGAACAUCGCAUAGUGAGUGUCAAGCAAACAGAGGUGACAACGUGCUACUCGGUGUGUCGUCAUGAAGUACUAGGAGGGGGGCGUUUUGGGCAAGUUCACAAGUGCACGGAAAUAUCAACUGGUCUCAACCUGGCAGCCAAAAUCAUAAAAGUGAAAGGAGCAAAAGAGAGGGAGGAAGUAAAAAAUGAAAUUAACGUCAUGAACCAAUUAAAUCAUGUGAAUCUGAUCCAGCUUUAUGAUGCUUUUGAAGCCAAAAAUAAUAUCACUUUGAUCAUGGAAUAUCUUGAUGGUGGUGAAUUAUUUGACCGGAUCACAGAUGAAAACUACAAUCUAACUGAGUUGGAUGCAAUCCUAUUUACCAAACAGAUUUGUGAAGGAGUUCACUACUUGCACCAGCAUUAUAUUCUCCAUUUAGAUCUGAAGCCUGAAAACAUACUAUGUGUAAAUCACACAGGAAACCAGAUUAAAAUUAUUGACUUUGGAUUAGCAAGGAGGUACAAACCUCGUGAGAAACUGAAGGUAAAUUUUGGAACUCCAGAGUUCUUGGCUCCUGAAGUGGUGAACUAUGACUUUGUUUCCUUCCCAACAGACAUGUGGAGCGUAGGCGUCAUCACGUAUAUGUUGCUUAGUGGCCUGUCCCCAUUCCUGGGAGAAACUGAUGCAGAGACAAUGAAUUAUGUAGUCAAUUGCAGCUGGGACUUUGAUGCGGAAGCAUUUGAACAGCUAUCGGAGGAAGCUAAAGACUUUAUUUCCAGACUACUUGUGAAGGAGAAAAGCUGCCGGAUGAGUGCAAUGCAGUGUCUGAAGCACGAGUGGUUAAACAAUCUACCUGCCAAAGCCAGGAAGUCCAAGCUUCGCCUGAAGUCGCAGUUGUUGCUGCAGAGUUACAUGGCUCACAGAAAAUGGAAGAAACAUUUUUAUGUGGUGGCUGCUGCUAACAGGCUGAAGAGAUUUCAGAGUAUGUCUGUCAAGCUUGCUUAAGUUUGUAUGAAGCAUCUACCACUCUUGGAGAUGGACAUGAAGCCAUGGAAGAAGGACUCAGCGUCUUCAAUAAUUUCUACCCCUUUGUUUUAUAACAUAAGCUUUUGGGUCUGUCCUCCUCAAAUAUUAUGUGUGUUAGUGCUAAGGUUCCAGAAGUGCCUCAAGGAAGAGGCACUGAAAUAAUUUCUAAAAGCAGAAGCUACCUUGUUUGUUUUUACAAGUUUUUAGUUGUCUUACAUAGUGAUGGAAAAACAUGGCUGUUGUUGGGGCUGACUUCUUGUUGAAGGCUUUGAUUCUGCAGAGUAUUAUUGGUGUGUUUGCACCCGAAAACACCUUGUCAGUUUUCUGGUUUCUCACACCAAGCAUGGGAUCUCUAAAGACUUUCUUCAUGACUGAUGUAUGUCAUCAAUUUUAGAGCACUGCCACAACAGUGGCACAAUUUUUCCCUUGGGUGUUUGUUACUUAGAACAAAAGAUAUCGGAUAUCCUUCUGUAAUUUUUUCAAAAAGAUUAAUUUUUUUUCCCCCAAACAUGAUGAUGAUUUAGUGCAGCUACUCAAAGUUGAAUGGUUUUGGUUAGUCGUUUGGUUUUUUUAUUCUACUCUCUCCUUUAAAAAAAUAGUCACUGCAUAGUUAGGAAAUAUGAGGAAUCCUGGUUUGAAGCAACUUAAGUAAGUCGGUCCAGUGCUGCUUUUUCUUAUGGUGAGUUGAAUUGAGCUGAAUUGAUGGAACUUUUGGAAGGAGAUAGGUGAAACUGCCACAAAUACAAAUCACCUAAUGACCGUUGGGUCUAUGCAAAAAGAUCUCAUGUUGUCCAGAAACGAAGAGACUUCCAGACAUCGUUUUCUAUGUAUUUAAAACUUGUAAGUGCUUCUCAUUGGCUGUGACUGCAGCCCUUAAUUUUCUAAGUUUUAGUUUGAGGAUUUUUUUCUCCUCUCUGACAAUUCUAGUGACAUCUGAGAAGUUGAUAUGGUGUGAUAUGCAAAAUAGGUUUUAUUGCUGUUCAGUGGCAGGGAAACGGUGUGUUGCUGGACUCUGCCUUUAGCCCAGUUAGGAGGUUGAAGCCCUUUUUUCCCCCCACUUUGCUCUUGAACAUUAAAUGUUUUCUUCACAAUACUAACUUAUUUUGGAUUUUAAACUUUUUCCUGAUGUAUAAAGAGUUGGAGCCACUUACAAUCUCUCAGCUAAAAGUAUAACAUUAUUUAUUAUAUGUGUGGUUUCCUUUAUUCCUGUUCUAGAUUCUGCAAAACUCAGUGUGAGCUGGAUGGGCUCUUAGGGAAAAAAAGAAACUAAUACUACUAAAACUAGCUUUCCAGCAAAGGCAUCAAACCACUGUAAAGCUCCCUUUAACUUUACGGACUUUGACGUCCCUUGAAUUAGCAAAAGUGUUGGUUGCUAAUAAAGAGGUCUGUAAGACUGGCUUACUCUAGUCUAGUUAUCUUUUCUACUCUAGUGCUUCUCACUUUGCAUAGUCCUGAAUUCUGGACUUCUGCAGCAUUUCCAGAAUUGAGACAGAGAAGAAUUAUUAAAAUCAAGUGAAAUAAUCUUGACAAUGUAUCACCUUCUGUGAAGGCCCACUUUUGUUCAUGUUUUCCUUCCACGGUGGUUCUGCAUGCUAAAUGUGAUUAUAUUAAUUGGUCUGUAUAUUUGUGAAUUAAUACUAAUAAAUUCCAUUAAAGUG